UUGGCCGGGCGCAGCCGCCGGGGCGGGGCCCGCCGCAGCGAGGACGACAAAGGGCUGCGGGCGGCGGGCGCCGCGUCUGCGUCCGCGCUGCUCCCCUCAGGCCGAGGCGCCGGCCUCCGCCCGCGCGCUCCAGAUGAAGUGCGAGCACUGCACGCGCAAGGAAUGUAGCAAGAAGAGCAAGACCGAGGACGCGGAGGAUGUGUCGGCCGAGGCGAGCGCGAGCCCGGCGCGGGCGGGCGGAGAGAAGGGAGCGUUCCACAAGCUGGCUGAUGCCAAGAUUUUCUUGAGCGACUGCCUGGCGUGUGACAGCUGUGUGACUGCAGAGGAGGGCGUCCAGCUCUCCCAGCAGAAUGCCAAGGACUUCUUCCGGGUCCUGAACCUUAACAAGAAAUGUGAUACCUCAGAGCACAAAGUGCUGGUCGUGUCUGUGUGCCCGCAGUCUUUGCCUUACUUUGCUGCUAAGUUCAGCCUCAGUGUAACUGAUGCCUCCAGGAGACUCUGCGGCUUCCUCAAAGGUCUGGGGGUGCACUACGUGUUUGAUACGACGAUAGCUGCGGACUUCAGCAUCCUGGAGAGUCAGAGGGAGUUUGUGCGCCGCUACCAGCAGCACGGCCAGGACGCGUGUGCGCUGCCCAUGCUGACCUCCGCCUGUCCCGGUUGGGUCCGAUACGCGGAGCGGGUGCUGGGCCGCCCCGUCACGCCCCACCUCUGCACUGCCAAGUCCCCCCAGCAGGUCAUGGGCUCCUUGGUGAAGGACUACUUUGCCAGACAGCAGAACCUGUCUCCAGAGAAGAUUUUCCACGUGAUCGUGGCCCCUUGCUAUGACAAGAAGCUGGAGGCUCUUCGAGAAGGGUUUCCUGCUGCCUUGCACGGGUCCCGCGGUGUUGACUGUGUGCUCACGUCAGGUGAAAUUGCUCAGAUAAUGGAGCAGAGCGACCUCUCUGUGAAAGAUGCCGCUGUGGACACUCUCCUUCGGGCCCCAGUGCUGUGUUUGGUGGUGGAAGGCGAGACUGGAGUUUGCAGAAGGUUUGGGGACUGCAGGGAGGAGAGAGUGGGGCGCCGUGACGGAGCCGGCGCCGACGGGUACCUGGCGCACGUCUUCAGGCACGCGGCCAAGGAGCUGUUCGACGAGCACGUGGAGGAGGUCACCUACCGCGCCCUGAGAAACCGGGACUUCCAGGAGGUGACCCUUGAGAAGAACGGGGAGGUUCUGCUGCGCUUCGCUGCCGCCUACGGCUUCAGGAACAUCCAGAACAUGGUCCUGAAGCUCAGGAGGGGCAGGCUCCCCUACCACUUCGUGGAGGUGCUGGCGUGUCCCCGAGGUGAGGCGUGUCCCCGUGGUCAGGCGUGUCCCCGUGGUCAGGCGUGUCCCCGAGGGUGUUUAAACGGCAGGGGCCAGGCCCGCACUGAGGACGGCCAGGCGGACAAGGCCCUGCUGCGGCAGAUGGAAGGCAUCUACUCGGCCCUCCCGGUGCACCCCCCGGAGACCAGCGCGCAUGUGCAGGCGCUGUACCAGGAGUGGCUGGAAGGCAGCGACUCCCCCAAAGUGCAGGAGGCGCUGCACACCACCUUCCAGAGCCCGGAGCACUGCACGGACAGCCUGGACAUCAAGUGGUGAAGAGCCCGGCAGGCUGGGCUGUCUCAGCGUGGAGGAGGCCGCCUCUCGGGCCCCCGGGCUCUGCCGCACCGUGUCGGUGGCCCCGUGUCACGUGGUGCUAUCUUACUGUGCGUGGGGUUGGGAUGUGUCAACAGGAGCAGAGGCGUCCCCGACUGAGUGCCCUUUUAUUCUAAGAUGGUGGGAGAGUCCCGGAGACUGACAGAACAGACUACACUGUUAGGUUUAAAAAAAUCCAAAAAGUGUCCUGUGGAGAGCUGAGGUCCCCAGAGUUCUGAUUCCCAGGCCCCAGAGGUCACUGAGGUAGAAAUGGACGCAGAAGGCUCUGGGGCUGUGGGGGCUGGCAGUGCCUGGUCCCCACUGCCUUACCCAGGGUGGCUGUUACAUUUACCCAUUUACAUCUCGGGGGGGGGCAUCCUAAAUUCUGCACAGUCACCGUCACCAGAGAGCAGUGGCCGCCACCCUGCUGUGGCCACCCUCAGCUGAUGUGGGCUCAGCCCUACUGGAGACAGGGAAGGCCCCCCAGGUGGAGCAUCACCCCGGUGGACAGUCUGCCCCACAGGCCGUGGGGCCCCUCUGCACCCCUUCAUCCUUCCCAGUGUCCUCGGCCUCAGACGGGACCUCACACAAGUGGACCCAGCUCAUCCCCUCGGCUGCCCAGGGCCUGCUGCUGGGCGCCCGCGUGUCCACCAACGGCGGGCGGGCCGGCGCACCUGCAGCGCCGCACAAGGGCCAUCCUGGGAGGGCGCCUGAAGAGGCCCACGUGGUUUCAGAAAGAACAGGGGAGGUGGCCCCAGCCCCGUGUGUCGUGAAGCUUCUCGUUGGCUUGCCUUCAUCCUGUUCCAUGUCGUGUGUGCCUGUGUGCCGUCCAGGUAGACAACUGGACGUGCUGUGUUAAAUGGGAUAUUUUUUUGCUUUCAAUCCAUGUACAUAGCCUGAAGUAACUGGUGGUGGAAUAAACAGUGGAAGAGUGA
Messenger RNA from Oryctolagus cuniculus (rabbit), 2589 nucleotides. Lineage: Eukaryota; Metazoa; Chordata; Mammalia; Lagomorpha; Leporidae. The record is from RefSeq and is a predicted model, not a curated record.